Messenger RNA from Closterium sp. NIES-65, 762 nucleotides. Lineage: Eukaryota; Viridiplantae; Streptophyta; Zygnematophyceae; Desmidiales; Closteriaceae. The record is from the annotation of a GenBank genome assembly.
AUGGACGUGGACGUGGUCGUGGACGUGGACGUGGACGUGGACGUGGACGUGGACGUGGACGUGGUCGUGGACGUGGACGUGGACGUGGACGUGGACGUGGACGUGGACGUGGACGUGGUCGUGGACGUGGACGUUGACGUGGACGUGGACGUGGACGUGGACGUGGACGUGGACGUGGACGUGGACGUGGACGUGGACGUGGACGUGGACGUGGACGUGGACGUGGACCUGGACGUGGACGUGGACGUGGACGUGGACGUGGACGUGGACGUGGACAUGGUCGUGGACGUGGACGUGGACGUGGACGUGGACGUGGACGUGGACCUGGACGUGGACAUGGACGUGGACGUGGACGUGGACGUGGACAUGGUCGUGGACGUGGACGUGGACGUGGACGUGGACGUGGACGUGGACGUGGACAUGGUCGUGGACGUGGACGUGGACAUGGACGUGGACGUGGACGUGGACGUGGACAUGGACGUAGAUGUGGACGUGGACAUGGACGUGGACGUGUGGACGUGGACGUGGACGUGGACGUGGACGUGGACGUGGACGUGGACGUGGACAUGGACGUGGACGUGGACGUGGACGUGGACAUGGACGUGGACGUGGACGUGGACGUGGACGUGGACAUGGUCGUGGACGUGGACGUGGACGUGGACGUGGACAUGGUCGUGGACGUGGACGUGGACGUGGACAUGGACGUGGACGUGGACGUGGACGUGGACGUGGACAUGGUCGUGGACGGCCUACACCAAGUGA